Messenger RNA from Cadophora gregata, 954 nucleotides. RefSeq lists its product as uncharacterized. The record is from RefSeq and is a predicted model, not a curated record. The transcript has 3 exons. Lineage: Eukaryota; Fungi; Ascomycota; Leotiomycetes; Helotiales; Ploettnerulaceae. Bases 1 to 954 code for a protein of 317 amino acids.
AUGGUGUCCAACAACGCAGAAAACAUGAUGAGAAUUGCCAUAGCCGGUGCUGGUGGACUCGCACGACUCUUUGCCCAUUACAUCCACGAGACUGCUCAUCAGGUCGUCAUCCUCUCCAGACAGCCACGUCCCGAACUCGAAGCUCUUGACUAUACAGUUCUAGUCGUGAACUACGACAGCCAGGCGGAACUCCGUCAUGCACUCAGAGGUAUUGAUCUGGUGAUCUCUACGGUCUCUGGCAAUCCUCAGAUCAACCUCAUGGAUGCAGCUGCUCAUGCCAAUGUAACAAGAUUCGUCCCAGCAGAAUUCGAAGGACCACCAUCACGGAGGCCGCGAAACGAUCCUAUGGACCGUGGUAGAGCAGCGUGUCUAGAAAGACUCCGACACUGGUCUCGUCAUAACCGACACCCCAUGCCAUCGACGGUAUUUGCAUGUGGUGUUUUCUAUGAACGAUUCGCACGUGGAGGUCUUGGAAGUAUGGAUAUUGGCGUUUCGUCAAAUUGUUACUACCCAGGCUCCUACCUAAUGAACAUCGAACUUGGCACAGCAGAGAUCGUCGAGACAACCACAUCCGGGAACCCCAUCUCGGUUGCCAUGACGUCCAUCAACGACGUGGCCAUGUUCAUUGUUGCUGCACUCGACCUGGGAAUCGAAAACUGGCCAGGCGAGUUCAGGAUGCAGGGAGACCGCAAGACUGUGACUGAAAUAAUACAGUAUGCUGAGGCGGUGAAAGGAGGAACUCCUUUCGAAACAGACGUCAUCCAAGCCAGAGACUUGAAUACCCAUCUCGAACACGCAUCCUACUACCAGGACUACUCGAAAGUAGCUCGGAUACAAGAGCUUAUCGCAACGGAGCAGCGACGCUACGACUUCACCCAGCCGAACCUUAACGCAGUUGUUAACUUCGUCCCGACGUCAUUCUGGAACUGGCUGCACAAUGUUUGGGGCAUCUAG